Molecule: messenger RNA, 998 nt
Organism: Taeniopygia guttata (zebra finch)
Lineage: Eukaryota; Metazoa; Chordata; Aves; Passeriformes; Estrildidae
Source: RefSeq, a predicted model, not a curated record
CGGCUGGUUCGGGCAAUGCUGCUCCCGGGACAGAGCCGGCUGGUUCGGCCAAUGCUGCUCCCGGGACAGAGCCGGCUGGUUCGGCCAAUGCUGCUCCCGGGACAGAGCCGGCUGGUUCGGCCAAUGCUGCUCCCGGGACAGAGCCGGCUGGUUCGGGGAGAACCGGCCGGUUCGGCCACCGCUGCUGGCAGGCCCAAGCGCCGCGCGGGCUCUCUCACCGCCCCUGGGGGAGCGGGCGCGCAGCCCUGCCCGGCGCCCACAGCCGCGGCACUCGGCCGGCCACCGCCCCCUACCGGCACCGGGAGCCCGUGCCGCGGAACGGACCGAGACCGGGAACGCCUCAAUGCAGCGUUCGCGUCGAUUGUGAAUUUGAUGAGAGGAGUCUCAGAGGAAUGCGAGAAGUGCUAUGGGUCUAUGGCAGCCAACAAGUGCAAAGAGAAUGAAAUCAAACACCUCUGCAAAUACCAUGGCAAGUCAGUAGAAAGAAAGAUGGAUUCCAUAGAAGAAGAGGGGACUGAAGGUCCUGUGGAAGCCAGGCAAGCUCAAGCUUGCCAGCAAAGACCCAGAAGACCUUCCAAAGAUUUCUACAUUGAAGUUUCUCCUGGUAUCUAUUCUGUCACAGCAAUCUCAGAAGACAUGGUGGAACACACCCAUGUAGUAAAUGUCAGUGCAGGACAAAGUGUUGAUUUAACUUUUGUUCUGUGAUGUUUGUUGUUUCCUGGCAAUAGCAGGAAUAAAACAUGAGGCUCUUUUUAAUGUGUGUAAUGAGCUAUAAAUAUCUUUUCUUGUUAGCACUUUAAUAGUAGCUUCCUCUUUGGGACUCCAUUUUUAUAGCCUGUACAUUUGUUUUCUAGUUAAUGCAAUUAUAUGCAGCCCACUUUGUACAUUGAUUUUUAUAUAUAUUUGUACAUUGUGUGCCUUUUAAAUCCAGUUAUGUGACUGUGUAAUUCCAGAUUCUUCUGCUCUAAGCAAUUAAAGAUACAAUCAGUGGAAUAAAA